UUUUGCCACCAACAUCUUACGUCUCUUCUUUAUUCAUUUCCUAGGCUGGAUUUUGAGUGCAUAUUGUCGGAUUAGUAGCGGCUCUCGAAGGGUGCAUGUUGUGUGUCUGGAGUCUGUGAGUUUGCUUUCAAGCGAGAUCUGUUACAUGUCCAUAGAAAUAAACGUGAAUCCGCAAGUCGCAGGAGAAAAAAGGAAAGCAUUGUUAAUUGAAUCCGACGACAACAAAGUUUGCAAUUUCGGCGUUUGCUUGAUGAAGCAAGGGCGUCUGGAAGAAGCUGAAGCCGUUCUUCAGAGAGUGACCGUAGCGUGUAGUGGCAUUCGGUGGGCAUCAGAUUCUCAUCUUAAAUCCUAUGAGCGCGCUCAGGAUUUGUUAAAAGAGUUAGAGUCCUCCAUAGGGUUGAAGGGAUCUCAUGAUGAUAUUCUACAACAGUUGAGCUCAUUUACCAUUUCAGGUUGUAACACAGAUGUGAGUGCUCAUGACUCAACCUUGUGGCAACCUCAGCCAGCCAUGCCACGUCAACCUCGUCGUGCCUCACGGUCUGCUCUGGAACAAGUUUCUCAGUCUAAUAUUGACCCGUCUAUGUCUGGUGCCUUUAUAGCUACUUCAAGAUUUGGCCCUGCGCAUCAUACCAGACUGGAGAUGGCCGGGAGCUAUAGAACACAGUCUUGGCUGCAAGAUGGUAGCUGCUCUGGAAGUUCCAGUGGUUGGGAUGAAGAUGAUUUCGAUGACGCAUCUCCUGAUGAAUGCUCUAUCAGAUUUUUAAGGGUAUCUGCACAAGUUUAUCAGUUCCAACCCCACUGCUACUGAGAACGAGGAGAUGCAAUGUCAUGUUGAGACCAGCUUGGGAUGGAAGGUGAACGUGAAGCUCACAAAUCUUUUCCUGUCACAACGGCGACCCCGCCAGCAUGUGAUAUGGCAUCAAUUACUGGAGCUCAAUCUUGUAUCCCAGUUGCAAAGCCAACACAAUCCCUCUCGUCGAAGCUUUCUAGGAUGCUAAUUAAAAAGUUUUUAGAUAUUGCUAAACCUCUUCCUUACCAGCACUCAAACUCAAGGGACGUUCCCUCACAUCACAGUGACGUUGAGAAACAGAGUACUAUCAAAGUUGAGGAGGAAAAGAGUAUUUGGGAUUUACUGGACUUCACUUUCAACCUGAUGACCUCGACUUUGGUCGUGCCAGCAACAGGUUUGAGACCAAUGAUGAAAUUCAGGACUCUUCUUUUAAUCGUGAAUUUGCAGAAAGAAUUACUUUCAUUUAACGACGUUUUUGCCUUAGAGAUAAAUAUGAGGCGGCAACGAAGAUUCCUGGUCGUACGCUUUUCUAGUGAUCACUCUACCUAAGACCUUUCAGAUGUGGGACUAGUCUCAUCUGUGAAUGACCAGCAACCGCAAAUCACAGCCACACUUUUACAUCAGCACUUGAGAACGCUAUUGCAGGGGCGGUGGAGCAAGUUCUACAUGUUAGAUAAAUGAAAGACAGGCUGCUCACGCUAUACUCAUGAGGUAAAAAGACUGGUAUAUCUCAUUGCAGAUUUUGUUUUCAGUAACAUUGGAUGUAAUCUUUGAGAGCAAUGUGGGAGAGUUAGAGCACAGUUGAAACGAUGCGCAAGCGAUUGUUGGCGAUGUUGAGAAACACAGUAGGUGUAUGCUCAGUUACGUGGAGAGGCAGAGCAGCUUAUCACCUCGAGUGCAAAGCACCAAACCGUCUCUACGCAUCGCAAACAGGUCCAUUAGUUUCAUGUGACUCAUUGUUCUUCACAAACGCCAUGUAUAUAAUUGAGUUGGAGAUGAUUUAAAGAGA
This is a messenger RNA of Physcomitrium patens, 1799 nucleotides long. RefSeq lists its product as uncharacterized. Lineage: Eukaryota; Viridiplantae; Streptophyta; Bryopsida; Funariales; Funariaceae. The record is from RefSeq and is a predicted model, not a curated record.